AUGGUCAACUCGGUCGGAAACGGAAAGAACAUCUGGGUCGCGGCUAGCGACGGCGACCUCGAGCGUGUCAAGGAGCUCAUCGCCGCCGGCGAGUCGCCGAACGCCUUCGACGCCAACUCGUACUCGCCCAUGCACGCCGCUGCGUCGUACGCCCACCUCCCUCUGCUGGAGUACCUCGUCUCGGUUGGCGGCGACGUGAAUCUGGCGGACGAGGACGGCGACACGCCGCUGUACGUUGUCGAGUCUCUGCCCGCCGCCCAGUGGCUGGUCGAGCACGGCGCCAACGCCUCGCACAAGAACAACGAGGGCAAGACGGCCGCCGAGACGCUGCACGAGGACUCGCCCGAAGUUGCUGAGUACCUCCGCUCCAUCACGGGCGAGGCUGCCCCGGCACCGGCUGAGGGGGAGGGAAUGGAGGGUGUCGAGGAGGGAGGCGAGGCGCCCGAGGGUGUCAGCAACCAGGCCGUCGACGCCUAUGCGUCGCAGCAGACGAAUGACCUCCUCGCCCGCACGAAGGAGAUCAUGGAGCAGGCCGAGCGGGAUGGCACGAACCCCGACGACAGGAUUCGCGAGGUCGUCGAGCAGGCCGUCCGGGAUGGAUUCCAGUUCGGCGCCGCCAACAAUGAGUCCUCCGGAAGCGGCGCGCAGGCCGAGGACGCGGCUGCCGCCGACAGUGGCAAGCGCGCUCGUGCCGAGUAG
Messenger RNA from Trichosporon asahii var. asahii CBS 2479, 699 nucleotides. RefSeq lists its product as uncharacterized. Gene Ontology annotation, molecular function: protein binding. NCBI's taxonomy places the organism in Eukaryota, Fungi, Basidiomycota, Tremellomycetes, Trichosporonales, Trichosporonaceae. The record is from RefSeq and is a predicted model, not a curated record. The transcript is spliced from 2 exons. Bases 1 to 699 code for a protein of 232 amino acids.